AUGAUAUACGGCAAUUCAACGGAUGUGAACAUACCGUUUGACCACCACUUCCACACCGAACCCAUACUGCCAUUCAAUACUUGGGGUUCAUUUCGUGCCAUUCCAUACUUCGGUCUCCAGACUUCAUCACCAGAUUCACCACUUAUUGGUUUAGUUUGGUUUAACAAUAACGCCAAAGAUGUGUCUGCCCUUCACGUGAGACACUGGUGUGAACAGGAUGAUGGACUGACCUAUGGCUGGAAAUAUCAUAACUUCGAUGACUUUGGAUUUCAGACUAUUAAAGAUAAUGACUAUAAUUUUAAUACUAGCUUUAUUAAAUAUGCAGCUGAUAAUUGGAAAGCACUGGUAUCUGUAAACCAAACAAAUGCUAAACCCAUAAAUUCAAAUAACGACAGUAUUUCGCUGAUCAUCUACCUGUCCAUUCAAAGGGAUAAGGAUGUGAUUCACAUCAAGCUGAUAAUUGGAAAGCACUGGUAUCUUAUUUCGCUGAUCAUCUACCUGUCCAUUCAAAGGGAUAAGGAUGUGAUUCACAUCAAUGGCUAUAAUUCAAGUUCUAUACAAAUCACUGGAUUCAAUGAAUUUAUAGGAAAUUUCUCACUAAAUAUUACUUCGCAAGGAGAUCCAGUCUUAUAUAGUGGACAGUUAGACAGUGACUCAUCGAUUGUGGAUGUAAUCAAAGAAAUUAAAUCUAAUUUGACACCAAUUGUAGUAAACGGGACACAAAUAUAUGAAUUAAAAACACAAAAAGUACCCAGUCGCUCACAACUUAUAGCAUAUCAAGUGGUGUUCAGAGAGCAAACAAAACUGAUGAUUGAAUUUAAUGUCAAAAAUCAAUUAAAGGAAAAGCUAUCAAAUGUCGGCGAUUAUGAUAAUGACAUGAAAGAGAGAAUACGACUUUUCGGACAAGAAUUUGAUACAAAGUUUGGUUUAAAAGGAAAGGGAUUUAACGAGAAACAGAUUACGUUCGCGCAGUCAGUAUUGAGCGAAAUGUUGGGAAGCAUUGGAUAUUUCAACGGAAACUUAUCGGUCGACUCACCCGGUAUGAAAUCACCGAAAACCUACGGACCACUAGAGAUGUUGUCAGCCGUUCCCUCGCGACCAAGGUUUCCGCGGCCUUUCCUAUGGGACGAAGGCUUUCAUAAUCUGGUGAUUCAGCGGUGGAACAGUUCGCUGACACUGAAGAUAAUGAACUCGUGGUUUAAUAUCAUGAAUAUUGACGGUUGGAUUCCCCGGGAGAUUGUCAUCGGAAACGAGUCGAUCGCCAAAUUUGGAUCCGUUAACACCCAGACCGAUGUCAACGCCAAUCCGCCGUCCUUUCUAUUAACCAUUGAUUCUCUGAUUAAAAACAAACAAAUUGAUGUCCAGUUCCUUAAGAACAUAUAUCCAAAGCUUAAGGCAUGGUUUCAAUGGUAUAAUACCACACAAAGUGGUGAACUGAUUGGCACAUACCGAUGGAGGGGCAGAAACCCUGAAAUGGGAAAAAACGUAUUAAACCCUGAUACUCUGACCUCAGGACUCGAUGACUACCCGCGAGCCACACAUCCUACUGAUAAGGAAUACCAUUUAGACCUUCGAUGUUGGAUAUGGUUGGCCGCGGAUAUCAUGUCACGUAUAGCUGAUACUGUGGCCGACUCUCAAAUGAAAGCCCAAUACGAAGGAACGGCACACUUGUUGGCCGACAAUAGCCUAUUAGAGAAACUCCAUUGGUCUGAAUCGGACAAAGCGUACUGUGAUUAUGGAUAUCACUCCACAAAUGUGUCAUUAGUUAAAGGAGUACGGAAGGUGUGGACUCCACCCAAAUAUCAGCUGACGUGUGAUCAGUUGGGUUAUGUCAACCUCUUUCCCUUCAUGUUUGGCAUAAUCGAUGCAAAUAAUACAAAAUUGGGAUAUCUUUUGGACUCAAUUCAUAACUCUUCGCAGAUGUGGACAAACCAUGGCUUGAGAUCCAUAUCUAAAACGAGUUUCUAUUACAAUAAGUGGAACAACGAAGGGGAAGUGCCAUACUGGAGGGGUCCCAUAUGGAUCAACAUUAAUUAUCUAAUGCUCCGGAGUCUUAGACACUAUGCCGAUAUCCCGGGUCCUAAUCAGUCAAAAGCGGCGCUAAUUUACAAAGAGUUACGAAAUAAUAUAAUUGAGAGUAUGUUCACAGAAUAUGAGAGAUCGGGCUUUGUUUGGGAAACAUAUAACGAUAUGUCAGGCACUGGUCAACAUUCCCAUCCCUUUGUGGGCUGGUCUGGGGUUGUGGUACUUAUUAUGUCUGAACACUAUUAA
Oppiella nova is the source of this 2271-nucleotide messenger RNA. NCBI's taxonomy places the organism in Eukaryota, Metazoa, Arthropoda, Arachnida, Sarcoptiformes, Oppiidae. The record is from the annotation of a GenBank genome assembly.